GCCCCCCCGCCCACUGCGACGACACUGUCUCCGUGGUGUUGCUUCGGCAGUUUGCGUUGCAGGGUCCGGCAUCUCUCCCCGACGAUCUUACCGUGAGGAGCAUCAACCAUAACCAGGCGGAUCCACAACCGGAACCAGACGACGAGACGAGAGAGAGCUUGAACCACCACCGCUGCAACAUAUCACCAAACCGGCGCUUGAACAUCAAAACCCAGGAGGCUGCUAAUGGAGGCGGAACACUGAUGCCUGACAGUGGAAUGUCGCGACCUCUGUGAUUAGAGUUUUGGUUGCACGAGACGAGGCGGGGGAGUGGGAUAGGAAGAAAGCGGGGGCUGCGACAGGCUGUGGAGGCUAGACGAUGCACAUGCGCCUGUGCGUUACCCCGGUCAAUGUUUCAGCAGCAGAGUGCGUGAGUGGGGUCGUCUUGCCUGUUGCAGGACCGGGCGAUGCUACUCGUCUGUGUGGAGCCUCCUCAUGUGGGGCUUGAGAGUAUUGAGGUGCACCACACAUGGCUUGUUCGUCGCUUUUGCCACCUCUCCAUGUCACAUGGCAGGUUUCCCCAGGUCCUCGACGGAAGGGUGCUCCUCUGGGCUUGAAGAAUUUGGGAAAUACAUGCUACCUUAACAGUGUGUUGCAAUGUCUUACAUACACGCCCCCGCUGGCCAAUUUUUGCAUGAGCAACCUUCACUCUAUUCUGUGUAAUCAAUUGAAUGGAAAGAAUAAUAGUAACUGCCCCUUCUGCUUCUUGGAGUUACGCAUUCAGCGGUCCUUGACGUUUGAAGGUCCCAUUGAUGCGCCCAUUAAAAUACACAAUAGGUUGCAGUAUUUUGCCAAGCAUUUCCGGAAUGGUCGGCAGGAAGAUGCCCAUGAGCUCCUCCGAUAUGCAAUCGAAGCCUGCAAUCAUGUUUGCGUGCAGCUGCACAAAAUUGUACAAGUGGGUAAAGUGUCUCCAAAGCAAGCAGUGGCAAAAGGAUCAAAGGAGGAGCCGAAUACAGUUGUGAAGGAAAUUUUUGGCGGUCUUUUGCAAAGUCAAGUGAAGUGUCUCUCAUGUAGCACCGAAUCGAAUAAGCUUGACGAGAUCAUGGAUCUCACUUUGGAUAUUGUGCGGUUGAGUUCUCUUAGUGAGGCCCUGUGUCGCUUCUUUCAGCCGGAAGUGUUGGAUGGCGAAAACAAGUACCGCUGUGACCAGUGUAAGAAGCUGUCUCCUGCUCGCAAGCAAAUGUCUGUUUAUCGGGCACCCAACGUACUUGUUAUUCAAAUGAAGAGGUUUGAAGAUAUUUAUGGAGGGAAGAUAGACCGGCAUGUGCAUUUUGAAGAACGCCUAUGUCUUGCAGGCUAUAUGUGCAGGGCAGGCAAGGAUGCACGUCCGGAGUAUUCUCUUUAUGGUGUUGUUGUGCAUGCAGGUUCUUCACAAGACUCUGGGCACUAUUACUCUUACGUCAAGGAAUCCAGCGGGAAAUGGUACUGCUGUGAUGACGCCAGAGUCUCGCAAGUUAAUGCUCAAACAGUACUAGCAGAGAAGGCAUACAUGCUUUUUUAUGUCCGGAGUACAUUGAGUCCGAAGAUUCCAUGUGGUUCGAUUGCCCCACUGCCUGCCUCUUCAGACACUCAGCUUUCAACAACACUUUCUGGAUCUACGGUCGGGAAUAGCAACGGCACGAAUGGCAGCAUCAGUAGGAUUGUAUCCAAGCCCCACCCGAAGUUUGGAAGCAUAGCAGCCUGCAAUGUGCGUUCUACUUCUGCAGUUUUGAACAAUGGUGCCGAGCACCCUGUUAAUGGGAAGUCCGAGAUAAAAAAUCGACUUCACAAUGGUGGGUCUCUUGAAAACAAUGGCCUUUCACGAAGCGAUCAGAUGUCUUCAGCAAUGACAAAGUCCGAAGACACUGAUAUGCCUGUGUAUGGACCCCAGCCUCGACCUAUUCCUGGGUCAAGUCUCAGACAGGGAGUCCGAGCUCCUGUAUCAAGCUUGCCAGUAUCAUCCGUAUCGACAAAUGGUCUAUCAGCUGUUUCCGGCCAGACACAGUUGACAGCUAACGAACCUGUCGGUGAUGCUUCCAUUGCGAACACAAGGCAGAAUGGUUUCUCCUCUGAAGAAACAAGCUCCUCUGCUUUGGGGAACCACACCGUUGAAAGGAAGAGCAUGCCAGUUGACCCAGAGAAGGCUCUUCUAAAAGAUGCGAGUCUAAGCCGAAAGAGGUUGCAUUUAGAAGGUUGUGGAUCUUCGUCGGCAACAGCUGACGUGAAAAGUGUUGGUACUCAAGAGGACGUUAUCGAGAAGCCCUCCUCAACAACAAUGGAGCAUUUAACUGAACUUGAGAAGUUGAAAAUGUCGCUUGCCAAACAAGGACGCGAACAGCUGCAACGGUCUGGGUGGUGUGAAAAGCUGAAAGAAUCAAUGCGGGCUGCCAAAAGACAACGCGUUGAUCAGACAUGCUCCAAAGAAACAGAUAAGGCGAUGCUAAGGAAACAAUUGAUCGCGCAAUGUCAAGAAUUUUACAAACUCCAGGUUCCCAGCGAUUUGAAAGAGCUCCUUGUGGCGCAGCUUCGAAAUUUUUUCAUGGCUAAAGAGAGUUAGAUUGUAAUGUUCAGAUGCCCCCUGACAUAUGCAAGCCGCUGCAAGAUUGUGGGUUGUGUUUCAGCCACAUUUAAGCUGGGUUCUUUGGUUCGUAACAUUUUGAUCUGAGACCUCUUGAGAGGAGACGAGCUUGGUCGGUCUCUGGAGUUGUAUUUUCUUUCACUUUCUACACACAUCAUGUGCAUUCUCGCGCUAUUGGUGGCUUUGUAGGAGGGGAGGGGGGGGGGGUGUAGAUUAGCAGCUGCACGAGGCAUGCAGAAUCUUGUUUGGUUUCUUCCCCUACUUUAAUGCGGGGCCUGGGGCAGAGCUUUCUCAAGUAGCGGAUGUAGUCAGAAUUAUUGGAGUGUUGCUGAGUUGAAUUAGCAAUGAGGUAAAUGUCACGAGGAGGGAAUAAGGCUCUUACUCGUAGAUAAUGAAGAGUGCUGUUAGAAAUUGGCCCCCUGUCCUAGAAAUUUCAGUACAUCUACAUUUUGAAGCAGCUAUUGUGUACAAAAGUCCGGUGGGACGGUCAAGCGCAGGUAGUCUCCUUAACAGUUGAUCCUGCUCUGGAGUGAUGACAUUUUAUGAAAUUUACUUCAAACAUUUUUGUGAUA
Molecule: messenger RNA, 3168 nt
Organism: Physcomitrium patens
Lineage: Eukaryota; Viridiplantae; Streptophyta; Bryopsida; Funariales; Funariaceae
Source: RefSeq, a predicted model, not a curated record